CGUUAGAUCUCGAGAUUUCCCCACAACAACAUGGCGACAUUCAUGAGGGCACUUGCCCGGCAAGGUCGAACACUUAGUCUUGUUCGUCUUCGUCACCCCAAAGUGCAACAAUCAGCAUGUUUAAUUUCAACCUCAAAGAAAAACAAAGAUAUUUCAACCACAGUCGAACCUAUGGAAAAAUCUGAAGAAUUAAAAAGAUUAGAAAAACAUUUUGCUGACACCAGUCCAGCCUCAGAAAAGAACUGGAUCAGCCAUGGUUGGGAGCCAACAGACCCUGAGCUGGACUGGUUUGUUCACAAAAUCACCAUGUUUAUGACAAUAACAUUAUGCAUUUGUUGGGGAGGCUUCAUCCUUGCUUACCAGCCUGAUCAUAGGUACCUAAGUUGGUCCACAAGAGAGGCCUUCCUUGAGCUAGAACGACGAGAAAAGGAAGGGCUUCCUUUGAUAGACCCAGAACUCAUUGACAAAGAAAGUGUGAUUGCAUCCCUCCCUUCAGACGAAGAACUUGGCGAUACAGACAUCAUCAUAUAGAUAUAGCUGUUGUAACACUCUGAUCUAGAAAUGGUUCAAGCAAGACAUCUGUUUCCUGGGUCACUUACUGAUUUCUCUGUACAUAGUGUGUGUGCAUAGACACUUUCAAGUCAGGCGAAGAAUAGAUACACUGAAAUCUUUUGAAACUGACACUUUUAAGAUGAAAGCCAUUCUUAUGUUUGAUAUUUGGGAGACUUUGAAAAAACGCUUUCGUGGUAUGAGAAAGUGCCAUGUUGAAGAUUAAAUAAAUUAUUACAAAAGGCA
This is a messenger RNA of Haliotis rufescens (red abalone), 795 nucleotides long. Its product is annotated as NADH dehydrogenase [ubiquinone] 1 beta subcomplex subunit 11, mitochondrial-like. NCBI's taxonomy places the organism in Eukaryota, Metazoa, Mollusca, Gastropoda, Lepetellida, Haliotidae. The transcript is spliced from 4 exons. The record is from RefSeq and is a predicted model, not a curated record. The coding region runs from base 31 to 531 and encodes 166 amino acids.